UAAUGACGUAAUUUCCGAGGCAACGUUCGUCAAGGGAAAAAAAAACAAAAACCAAAACACACGGGCUAGCAUGAAACCGAAAGGCUCGUCUACCACCGAAAUUAUUAUGUAUAGCAUACAAAUUAGUCGAUGAAUUAGCGGGACACUAAUGUUAGCUGUCUAACAAGCUUUUUAGCACCAUGAAUUUAAGAGGACUUUUUCAGGACUUCAAUCCCAGUAAGUUCCUGAUCUACUCGUGCCUGCUGCUAUUUUCCGUGUUGUUGUCCUUGAGGCUGGAUGGAGUCAUCCAGUGGAGCUACUGGGCUGUGUUCACCCCGAUAUGGCUGUGGAAACUGCUGGUCAUCAUCGGGGCCUCUGUGGGAACUGGAGUCUGGGCGCACAACCCCCAGUACAGGGCUGAAGGGGAGACGUGCGUGGAGUUCAAGGCCAUGCUGAUCGCAGUGGGGCUCCACGUCCUGUUGCUGAUGUUCGAGGUGUUGGUGUGCGACCGCGUGGCGAGAGGAAACUACUUCUGGCUUCUCGUCUUCAUGCCUCUCUUCUUCGUGUCGCCCGUCUCCGUAGCGGCCUGCGUCUGGGGGUUUAGACACGACCGCUCCCUCGAGCUGGAGGUGUUGUGUUCAGUUAACAUCCUCCAGUUCAUCUUCAUCGCUCUGAGGCUGGACAGGAUCAUCAACUGGCCUUGGCUGGUGGUGUGUGUCCCGCUGUGGAUCCUGAUGUCCUUCUUGUGCCUUGUUGUCCUCUACUACAUCAUCUGGUCAGUCCUCUUCCUCCGCUCCAUCGAUAUCAUCGCCGAGCAACGGCGGACUCACAUCACCAUGGCGAUCAGCUGGAUGACCAUUGUGGUACCUCUUCUCACCUUUGAGAUCCUUCUGGUGCACAAGCUGGACGGCCACAACAGUCUGAGCUACGUGUGCGUGUUUGUGCCUCUCUGGCUCUCCCUGCUCACACUCAUGGCCACCACCUUCGGCCAGAAGGGAGGGAACCACUGGUGGUUCGGCAUCCGUAAGGACUUCUGCCACUUCCUGUUGGAGCUCCUCCCCUUCCUGCGUGAGUACGGCAACGUGUCCUACGACCUCCAACGCAGCGACGACCCCGAGGCGGCAGAGGACCUGCCCGUCCCCGAGCCUCCUCCGAAGAUCGCCCCCAUGUUCCACAAGAAGACCGGCGUGGUGAUCACGCAGAGCCCCGGGAAGUACUUUGUCCCGCCGCCUAAACUCUGCAUCGACAUGCCCGACUAACGGCACGUCACGGCCGGAGAGGAAGGGGCUGCUGUGUUGAUGCGUUCAAGUCGUGAAGCCAAAACAGCAGAGGACGUCUGGGCUCUGCAUCCGGUCCCCUCACCUAAACUCUGCAUCAGCACGUCUGCCCAGGGUGACGAACUAGAGCCGAUACGGACGGCGGAUUACUAAACGGAUCCAGAAUCCUCACAUUGGUUUCAGCAGCUGUGUUUUGCAGUAAAAAGACUCCCCUGCCUGA
Molecule: messenger RNA, 1476 nt
Organism: Thunnus maccoyii (southern bluefin tuna)
Lineage: Eukaryota; Metazoa; Chordata; Actinopteri; Scombriformes; Scombridae
Gene: tmem185a
Product: transmembrane protein 185
Exons: 7
Coding region: 180-1238 (352 amino acids)
Source: RefSeq, a predicted model, not a curated record